AUGGCAUCAAAAAGUCCCCCAGGUGGAGACAGUCCUCUCUCCUUUGCAAAGAUUGCCGCUAUGCCCGCACCCCUCAAGCCACAUUCUUCCUCCGUAUCUGAUGAAAAUGAAAUAUGCCAGCCAGCAGAACAACCACCUUGCUCAGAAGCAAAUGGCUCCGGUGCAGCUCUGCCCAGCCAGCAUAAUCUCGACAAAACGCCAGAGGCUAGUUCCAUUGAUCUUGCUGUUGAUGAUCUAGGGAGAGGUGUGCAAGAUAUUGGCCUCACCUUGAAGAAACACAGUGAUGGCCCAAGCUCUCUCGCUGGUGGCCAAGACAAUAGCUUGCUCAAGCGCGAGAAUUCUUUUGAAGAUGAUCGCACUCAUCUUUCUACCUCAUCCACAAAAAUGACCAACUUCGAUUCCAAGAGUCUUGCCUCGGUGACGACAUUUGCAAUGGAUGAAAAGGAUUCUGUGCGUCCCGAUGACAGUGCUAGUGUCCAAGCCAUUGAUGAAGAGGAGUCGCUUUCUGGACUUGCUUCUGGGGCUCCAAACUCAGUGGCAGGCUCCGAAGCUGGCAGUCGCGCGUUUCGAGAUCAGUAUCGAGAUGGUAUUCCUACACGCCCACGCGGGAUUUUGCCCGUGCCUCCUCUCUUUGAUGGAACGCAGCCGGCAAAUGGCACGAUUCCUCCGGAUUCAGUCGCGAAUAACUUUGUGAUUCCAGCCAACUCUAAUGGCAUUGAAGAUGGCCAGAUCCUACAUGGAUUUCCCUUGGAGCCGGAUGAAAAGCUCCUAGAGGCAAUGAAAUCACCGAAGGAUCGUCUGCUGAUCCUGCAACUGGAGGAAAAGAUUCGGUACUUUAUCAAGGACUGCAAUGAACAAUCUCUGGAGUUGCCCCCUUCGAACGCGUUUGGCCGACUUCUUGCACACAAGCUGGGGGAUUACUAUCACUUAACACAUUUUGUCGACAAUAAUGUGACAUCGGUCAGGCUUCAUCGCACACCAUUCUGCCGGCUACCCACUCCUUUAUCUGAUAUACAUGCUGCCUGCAAUAGCACUCCUCCUCCAGUCGUUCCGGCAAUGAAAAUCAUGCGCCGAAACGAUGGAGGGCAAUUCGAAGGAAGUAUUGGAGGUUCAUCGAAUCCUUCAAAGGCUAACUCGGAAGAUGGCGAUAGUGGACCAGAUGGAGAACGCCACGGAUCUUCAUCCGGCGCUACGCCAGCGAAAGAUCGAAUGGCUUUAACUAGGGAGGAACGGGAGGCUAAAUACCAUGAAGUACGUGAACGGAUCUUCCGUGAUUUCCCCGACAGUGCCAAGUCGGAUCCGGCCAGCGGUGAUUCGAACCCCAACAUGUCGCGCUCCAGCUCGGCAAGCGGCCGCAAGAAGAACCAGAGGCAGCGAACUCCCCAUGAUGACAGCUUUGAGGUUCGCUCGCAGUUCAACGCCUACUACCCGGGGAUGCAAUAUGGAAAUGGUACUGCCCAGUACAACGCUCCUGUAAAUGAUGGCUCAUACCCCAACCAAGUACCUUACUUGGUCGGACCUGGUGUGCCGCCACCCUCUGGCGGAUACAUGCCAUCUGGUCAGAAUGGUGCCAUUUAUCCUGGACAACUGAACAUGAACAUGAAUGCUGUCUCCCAGUAUCCGGCAAUGCCGCCCCAGGUGGCCUCCAAUGGCUCAUGGCAAGGAGGAAACAUGCCGCAGCAAUCCCCCUAUUCCGGGUAUGCUUCGAUGAACCAGCCGUCCUCGAACGCGUCCUCGCCGGCAAUGAACAACUAUGCCGUGCCCAAUGUGGCGCCGUAUCAACAAACCCCCAAUUGGAGCUCGCCUCCUUUCCCCACAAAUUUCCAGCAGUCCCCGCACCAGCGAAAUGGACCUGUCCACUGGCCCAACUAUCCUCAGCAGCCAAUGGCUUCCAACAUGCCACCCAACAUGCCACCCAACGUGGGUCCUAAUAUGCCGUCCAAUAUGGGCGCAUAUCCUUAUGCUCAAUACCCCGGGCAACAUAUGAACCCUGCUCUUCAACAUUCUGCUGGAUCCCAUGCAGCAAUGCAGGCAGGAUAUGCCAGGUCACACUUCAACCCCCAGACACGCUCAUUCAUCCCCGGCGGUGCUCCUCUCGGUCGUCACCCGAACAAGAGCCAACACACAAUGCAGCCGUAUGGUAACAUGCAAUCUGGUGUCCAACCACAAUGGAACGGGUAUCCGGAACCCGUCCCUAACCGGACCAUGGACUCCACCCCGGCUAUGAAUUCCAACCGAGUUCCCACCGGUCCGCGAGACUCGAUCGCGAAAUGGGGCACUCCAGCUCAUCUUCCCCCAAACCCCCGCCAUCCGAAGUCCCCUCCGACUUUGACCUGA
Messenger RNA from Penicillium mononematosum, 2337 nucleotides. RefSeq names its product putative R3H domain protein. Lineage: Eukaryota; Fungi; Ascomycota; Eurotiomycetes; Eurotiales; Aspergillaceae. The coding region runs from base 1 to 2337 and encodes 778 amino acids. Gene Ontology annotation, molecular function: nucleic acid binding. Gene Ontology annotation, biological process: galactose metabolic process. The record is from RefSeq and is a predicted model, not a curated record. The transcript is spliced from 2 exons.